AUGGGCCAGUGUCCAUCGAGACAGCGACGCAGCGUCGACGUUGAUGUCGUGUUCAGCUUUAUCGAGCUUGGUGAUCUACCAGGCCUGAUGAAGUUUACGCCGUCGAACUUCUGCUGGAGCAACGGCUCGCUUCCUCCACUCCACUUUGCAAUCCUACAGGGCAUGUCGCGGGGAAGACAUGAGAUACAUCUUCGCAUCGUUGAGUGGAUGCUGAAUGCUGGAGCGGAUCCACAUCAUCAAGCGCCGUACUUUCGCAUUUCUGGUUUCUUUCCCGACAGCAACAAGUCGGCGAUGGUCAGGCUGAGCGUGGGCCCUCCAAAUUCUCCAACUGCGACGAUUGAAGUCGCCUUUGCCGGCCAUUCUGCGAUCUCACUUUCUGUGGCAUGGCUUAAAGCUCUGCAUCGGAGUCCCACCGCUUCUCAUGGGCAGCGGGGGAACUCCGUGUCCGCUCAUUCCACUCAGAGUCACAUCCAAUACUUCGAGAGCAUCUUGGCUGUAAUCGCGCGGGCGAUGGAUGCCAGGCGCACGCAGGCCACUGUGGACCAAGGUGUGAUCAACCGCUGGGAGGUGAUGCGGGACAUGACGGAGACCCACAACGUGACCUUUGAGACAGCUGGUGGCGCGGUAACUUGUCAUGACAUUGUCCUGAUGGCUGCCUCCCCCGUCCUCAAGGCAUUGCUGCAGUCGCCGAUGAAGGAAGCUGCAAGCAAGUCCAUUGCCGUGGAGGAAACCCCCAGAGCCGGCGUGGCGCUGUUCCUGGAUAUCUUGUACAUGAGUGCCACACGGAGCCAUCCUGACUAUGAAGCCGUGUUGGCAGCGCUUUCUUUGGCGCACCGCUGGGAGGUUGGGAAUACUGUGCAUAUACUGUCUGAUCUCCUUCGAGACAUGAUUUCCGAAGAGUCCUUCGCCGCGAUCGCAGAAGCAGCAGCGCACCAGGGCAUGGAGGCUUUGCAGCGCGAGUGUGCCAUGUUUGCCUCCAAAAAUCCCAAGGUGCAGAACAGCCAGUUGUCGUCAGCAGCUUGGAGAAUGCUCGGCCUGUCUGGCGGGAGAGCCGGCGAGAAGGUGGAGGGGUUGAAGCAGAGACGUACUUUCUGA
Molecule: messenger RNA, 1095 nt
Organism: Symbiodinium sp. CCMP2456
Lineage: Eukaryota; Dinophyceae; Suessiales; Symbiodiniaceae
Source: the annotation of a GenBank genome assembly